This is a messenger RNA of Python bivittatus (Burmese python), 2724 nucleotides long. RefSeq names its product canopy FGF signaling regulator 2 (gene CNPY2). The record is from RefSeq and is a predicted model, not a curated record. Gene Ontology annotation, cellular component: endoplasmic reticulum. Lineage: Eukaryota; Metazoa; Chordata; Lepidosauria; Squamata; Pythonidae.
CAGGCGGACAUUAGCCACCCUGGGAAAGAAGAAGGCUGGGAAAGCGCCGCUAGCCGGCACUGAAUGGGGGAUUCGGGUGCGCGAGGGUCCUGCUGUGGGGGAUGCCGGUUGUGGUCCUUGCCCACACCUGGAAAGAUGAGUGGCUGGAUUUCAAGCACGGUCUGCCUCUUAUUGCUAUUGAGUAGCGUUUGCACCCAGAAGAGCCAAGAUCUCCGCUGUGGAGCAUGCCGGGCUCUGGUGGAUGAGCUGGAAUGGGAAAUAUCUCAAGUAGAUCCGAAAAAAACUAUCCAGAUAGGUUCCUUCCGCAUUAACCCUGAUGGAAGCCAGUCCAUAGUAGAGGUGCCCUAUGCCAGAUCUGAGGCUCACCUGACGGAACUGUUGGAGCACAUCUGUGAGAACAUGAAUAACUAUGGUGAGAAGGUGGAUCCUUCCACCCACAGGAAGAACUAUGUGAGAGUGAUCUCCUUUGAUGGGACCAAGAUGGAUCUUUCUGAAACCAAAUUUGAUGGUGAUGUGACAUCAAGACUGAAGUUUGCAUGUGAGAAGAUAGCUGAAGAGUACGAAGAUGAGCUCAUAGAAUUCUUUUCCCACGAAGCAGAAAAUGUCAAGGACCGGCUAUGCAGCAAACGAACAGAUCUUUGUGACCACGCCUUACAUCUCCAGCAUGAUGAACUGUGAAGUGUAAUGGCUGACUGACCUGGUAGAAGACUUUGUCUAAUUCUUUGUAGACUACUUCCUUUUUCCAAGCGCCUGUAAUUAUUGUCCCAGCAGUUGUCUUUCAAUUUGGGGGAAAAUGCAGAACAUCCUGGAAACUGAAGACUGUGGAUCAGAGGAGAGCAAAAAGUCCCAAGACAAGCUUCUUUAUAGAAUUUUGUGAAGCAAACACAAGAUGACGGAUCCAUCAUUUGCCUUUUUAAAGCACAGUCUAAUUAGAUUUUUUUCUUUUGUAAAAGGAAAGAAGAGAUUUCUAUCGGAGGAUCAAAGUCCACUUUCCAAAUGUAUGUAUAGCCAUUGUUACUGUUCUAAUUUUUAAACAAAAAAUGCUUUGUGGCUGUAUCUAAAUUGAAUUGUAGAUUGACUCAAGCAACCAGCAAUACAACUUCCAGAAUUAGUUCCAAAAUAGAAUUUGAGCAGAAGAAUCUAGUGAAUUCCACUGUGGCUCUUGAACCCAUCUUAUUAAGAUCUGGAGCGGGGUGGUCAUUUGUAUAGCCUUUCUCUGAAUGGGGAAGAUAAACAGAACUUAUAUAGAUGUCCUCAUUAUAAAGCCAAAGAGGGAACUAUUGUAUAGAGCCUCCCCCAUCUUCAGCACAAAUGUGAACUAUUGUUAUGAUGGGCGUACAGAGGCCGCAUAACAUUGUUACUGUGCAGGGAUUGCUCCACGCUGUAGGUGGAGCGUUUGUAGAACAUACCCAUUUCGUUGUUACAUGGGUCAGCUGUGAUGUGUGAACAGCCGCCUGACCUCAGAUAGUGGCCUCUAGGAACAAUUGGCCAUAUUACAGAAAUUCUGCACAAAGCGUUUAGGUCAGAUAGCAAGCCAAUCUAUAUAGUCUGUAUGUGAAAUGGUUACUGCACAACAAUCUUUAUUGGCUUUUAGAUUGGCUGCUAUCUUGCUGGAAAGCCAGAGUGUGAGAUGUGAGAUUCAGGAAUCUGCUGAUUUGGAGCAUCAGACACUUGGGGAAUGGGGAUAAUACUGUACCCUUCAAAGGGUUUUAUAAUGGUUUCUUUUAACAUAUGUUUUCAAGGGUGGCUAAAAUAUAUUCCAGUGAUGUCAAGAAAAUAAAGUGGAAUUGGGUCCUACUCUAAUUGGCCAGUGUUGUUGUUUUUUUAAACUGAAAAGAGCAGGGCGUUACAAUACAACUGUGUAUUGACUUUACUGCUAUAACAACAAUUUCAGAUUCUUUCAGCUUCCAGCAGGAGUUCAGUCAUUUGCAUCAUCAAGCACGUAGCCUCCCAAAUUUAUUCAGACAAUGUCCAGAAGCAUGCUGAAUUCACAAAACCAAACAAAUCAUAUUGCAAAUGAACUCAGCCUUUGGUUUGCUUCCAUUAUUUCCUUCAACUUUAACUAUCUAUUUGUAAUAUGAAAUAAUACUACUGGCCUGUCUUUUGGGAUGGUGGGAAAGAUUACUACCUAAGACAAAUGAUGCCAUUUGGUUAUUAUUAAUUGCAGUGAUUUUUAAGCAACUUUGCUUAAAAUUGAGUUUUCCCCUUGCUGUUAUUUAAUGUAGCCCACUGUAUUUUCUGAUAGUUUACUGAAUUUGAUGGUUCUUUGGGCCUAACUGGUCUAAUGAAUACAAGCCUCUAGCCACAGUGAUUAGGAGUUGGAGGUGCAGAGUUAGGAGGUAGGAAUAUUCCUUGUCAGAACACCCUUUCCCUCUUCUCAACAAUUUGCUGCAGUAUAGGUGAUCUUUCUGAAUUUGUCUUUUCCUUGAAACAUGCUGAAAAUGAUUAAUUCAGCAGAUUCUGCAAUGUUUUGCUCACAGGACUCUGAAAUGCCUUCUUCAUCCAGAAGCAAUAGUAGUUAGCACCAUAACCACAGAUAUCAUAAUAUACAUUACCCUCUUUUACAGGAACUAAAUAGCAAUUGUUUGCAGAUUUUUUUUUAAUUCAUUGAGUACAUUGCUGUAAAUUUAUUUUGGCAGAGUCCACAUAUAGUGCUUAGCUAUAAAGUGAUUGGUUUGGCUUUGACUUAAUGUUGUGCAAACAUGGCCAGCUACAAUAAACAAU